Capsella rubella is the source of this 2540-nucleotide messenger RNA. RefSeq lists its product as uncharacterized. The transcript is spliced from 2 exons. The coding region runs from base 154 to 2337 and encodes 727 amino acids. The record is from RefSeq and is a predicted model, not a curated record. NCBI's taxonomy places the organism in Eukaryota, Viridiplantae, Streptophyta, Magnoliopsida, Brassicales, Brassicaceae.
CACAAAAAAAAAAUAGAGACCCAAAACGAGAAAACAAUUUUCUGGUUAGAUUUGACGUCUUCGUUUACUUCAUUCAAGAAACGAGCUCCCGCCGCCGGGAAAUUAUCUGUUCAUCACGACCGUCACCGGAGGGUUUUUGUUGUGGUCUAGCCUAUGUCGACGGAAUCAGAACGUAUUGAUUCGGUCUCAGACUUUUCUGAUGGCUCUAAUGCGUCGAGGAAUGAGGUCAGAAAUGCUCAAAUGUCUGAAACCCUAGCUGACCCCUUGACUGUUCAAGCUCAGGAGCUGAUAGUAAAGCCUGAUGGAGAUGAGCAAGAAGGAAACGGUAGCGUAGCCUCAGCUGGUGGUGAUGGGAUGGAGAAAAUAAAUGGAGUUACUGAUCUGGAGAAGCAAACGAAAUCUGUAAAUGGAGGAUUAGAUCUAGGCAUUGGAACCGAAAAUGUAGGUGGAGAAAGUAACGAAAGUGGGAAGAAGGUUCUAGUAGAUAGUGAAGAGGUAUUGAUGGUAGAGGGUGACAAAGAUUCUGAUGGAAUCAAAACGGUACUUCAGGUCGAGAAGGAAGUGAAACCUGACCUGGUCUGUUCUCAUGGCGCUGGUCUGAGUGAUGAGAAGGUUACUGAUGUCAGAUUGGAUAGAGAAGACCUUGUUGAGGAUAGUAAACCUGAUGGCUCAGAAAAGCAAGGAACAAAAGUUGAUGACUUGGAUGUUGUAUGUUUUAUGGGUUUAGAACCUCAUGAGAGCAAGGUUGAUGAUAAGGCACCUGUAACUGCGAAGGUGAAGAUCUCUGACUCUGAUUUGGUUUGGGCUAAAGUAAGGAGCCAUCCAUGGUGGCCUGGACAGGUGUUUGAUGCUUCGGCUGCAACAGACAAAGCACAGAAGCACUUCAAGAAAGGAAGUUUCUUAGUUACAUAUUUUGGAGAUUGCACCUUUGCUUGGAACGAUGCAUCACGGGUAAAGCCUUUUCGACAGUAUUUCUCCCAAAUGGCAAAGCAGAGUAGUCUACCUGAUUUUAUUGAUGCUAUUGAUUUUGCUUUAGAAGAGGUAUCAAGAAGGAUAGAGUUUGGUUUAGCUUGUUCUUGUAUCUCAGAGGAAGUCUAUCAGAAGAUUAAGACGCAGAACAUAAUCAAUCCUGGAAUCCGUGAUGAUUCAAGCUUAAUACAUGGUGCAGACAAGGUCUCAAGUGCAAUCUUCUUUGAACCUGCAAACCUUGUGGAAUAUGUGAAGCGUUUAGCAUGCUCUCCUAGCUAUGAUGCUACUGACGCGCUGAAGUUUGUAAGUCAGAGAGCACAAUUAUUAGCUUUUAAUCGCUGGAAAGGUUAUACAGACCUCCCCCAGUUUGAGACACUUCAGGGGUCAGUGGAGUCUGCACCCAAGAAUUCUGCUGCAGAAGGGAAUAGUAGCUUAGUGAAAGUUCCUGAUUCUGAAUUGAAGAAGAGUAAACAAGUUUAUACUAAAAGGAGAAAGACAGAAGACCAAGAUGAUGGAAAACAGGACGGAGUGUUUGAAUAUGAGGAUACUACCGUUCCAAAGAAAAAGGAGAAAACUUUGGCAGAGUUCAUUGCUGAGAAACGCUUAAGCAGAUGUAAAGGGAACAUAUCAAAUAAAAAUUCUGAGAAAAUUCCGCAUUGCGAAAAGAAACGCAAGGUUGUGAAUUCAAAACUUCCCAAGUCCACAAAAAAGAUCAAGGCGAACCAGGAAACAGAGGAUACAGGAUCUCCCAUUUCUCCCGAAAGUGAUCGAAAAAAUAGUUUGUCUGCUAGUGAUAAGAUAAUACCAGAGAAAGCUAGAAAAAGUUUUGGGAUUGGGGCGAGCAUAUUGAAAGUAGCAAACCAGAUGCAUUGUUCAACACCUACCAGACUCUUACCUUGCAGUGAUUCGACCUCCAAAAAGGCAGCCAAAACCAAUGGAAGUGGAAAAAGUCUCCAGGAAAAGCCGAAAGCCAAAGCAUUAUCUGAAAGAGUUAAUUCUCCUUUAACCAAUGAAAAGCUUUCAAACCCUGAUGCUGCUUCUGUUACCAAAGCCUCAAGUGGCAAAUCCAAUUCCAUCUGCAUAGACCACCAACUAUCCGAAGAACUUGAACAGGUCAUAAAAGAAGCACCUAGUACUAACCUUGUGAAGGACCCAGAGUUGGAGUCUAGGGACGCGAAAGACUCUUCUAAAGAGCAGAUGGUAAAUAAGGAUAGGAAAGAAGCUGCAGAUAUUGCAGAUGAAAUUACUAUAGAGGACAGCAAUCUAACGGGGGAGAAUAACAGUGGUUCGGACUUGAAAGAACAGCCUAGUAACAAGAGCUGCUCUGAUGGAUCUGAUAGUUGCAACGAAGAUGUUUCUGCAGAGUAAGCAUGCUCACAUCAGCGUCUAACCCACUAAUACUGCUGAUUUUUCUAGUCCGGCUUUGUUACUACUAAGCAAGAUUGGAAAAUACCUUUCAGACAUGUCAGCUUCCCAUCUCUUUCAAAGUUUAGGAUUGUAUGAUUUUUAUCAAAGUAAAACAAACAAUUUCGAGUGAGUAGAGCAAGUUUAAUACAAAGUUGUUUAUGCUU